GCGUCGUGGUAAUCGUACAAGUAGGAUCGUCCGCGUUAAGUGAUGUUAAAAAGGCGCGCGCGCAGCAACGCGAUAUAAAUUCGAAAAGUUUGUGUUUGUGUCGGAUAUAAUAACAAAAAUUUGAAAUAUCAUAGAUUGUCGAAAUGAGCGAGUUCAAAAGGAGCCCUAGCAAAGUAUGGUGGGGCAACGACACCGAUCUUGAUCGCAUAAACGCGUCUUCCAGUCCAGGCAGCCAGGAUUCUGGCUUCUCCGACAGCGAGAUACACAACCAGAGCAACCGUAAAAGCACACCUAAAGGCACCCUAGCCCAAAGGAUACCGAAGGAAAUAUUCAAAGAGUUAUCCAGCGCCAAAAACGGCCUCAACCUAUCGAGCAACUACAAGGAAAAAACCACCCCAACCAAAUCCUCCCCAAUAUUAUCCAAACCCAAACAGAAAGAACCCAGCCAUUCCGACCCCAUCAGAAAAAACCGCUUCGUCAAACAUUCUCCCAAAGUGAGCAGAAGCCUUUUCACACGUAAGACUUAUUCAAACGAACUGGUGACUAAUCAGUAUUCAGACAGCGACACCGACUACACAAAACAUUCUUUAACCACCGAUUCCAGCAAUGACGAUAGUAAUUGUUCGUCAUUGUGCGAUACUUCUCUAUCGGAGGAGUGCGAGGUUCUCGAAGUCAAAUCCUUGCAGGAAGCUGCUUCGGAGAGGGAGUUCUGCCUCGAGGGUUUCCUGAACAAGAGCGCUCCUCCCUUGCUGGGGGGUUACAGUGACGAUGAGGGGGUGACAGCAUUCAACGAGAGUUACAGUGACAGCGAGUGCGAGAAGGAACUGGAGGAUUUGUUCGAUGAUUUGGAUUCCCCAAAGCACACCUCAACUCCAAAGGCCUGCGCUGGAAUGGAGAGGGUGAAGAGGGGUGGUCUGCACAUGAACCUGCUGCUGAAGUUCCAAAGGGAAAGAGUGCCUCCAACUCAUAUCGAAGAUUCAACAGACGACAAAGCCGUUAAAUUAUGGUUACAGGAGAACAAGUCUAAAUACGACACAGAAUGUAUGAUAAGUCUUCAGAGCAAGUCCAUAGCAGCAGAACUCAACGAAAAAGUAGCCUACAUGGCUAAUUCCCUAACCGCCAAGUUCAGGGAGAUGCUGAGGCUAUCCAACCAUAUUGAAUCAGAAUGGAGGACACUGAACAGUGGUGAAGAUCUGACGAGUUGCGAAACAGAAGGCCUGGUCAACAGCAUCAUGUACUUCCUGAAGACCUACAACAGAGACCUCUACGAGGGUGUCUCAAGGAAAAGGGAAGAUUUCAAAGUUACGGACCAGUCGAUACUCGUGAAAAACCUCAACCAAUUGUACAACGUUUGGAAUUCUCUACACCAAGACUUAUGCACCGAAUCAGUGAAGCAAUUGCUGACGAAACUGGAGUACCCGGUGUCUGAGAUGGAUUUAAAAGCGACCGUCAGCGCAAUAACGAUGGUAGCAUUGAGCGAAGAACGAUUGAUGGAAGAAUUCAUCAAGUACGACGCUGUACCAAUGCUGCUGAUCCACUGCGAGAAAUGUGAGGGAUCUUCCACCAGAUGUCUGAUUUUACGCGCCCUAUCUACCAUGUGCUGCAUAGCCCCUGCUGUGAGACAGUUCGAGAAAUUCUCCGGGAUACAGCUGAUAACAGAUAUCUUAGAAGAAGAUUCCAGACCAGAGCCAGAACAUUCAGAAGCUGUGACUCUCUUAGCGCAAAUAACAGCGCCUUGGGUAGAAGACAAUUACAGUAUCAGAGGCCUGCCUGAAUACACCAGAAGAUUGGUCAAAUCCUUAACCAAAUUCUUAAAGACCACCAAAUGCUGCCAAAACCUUCUUCUGUGCAUAGCUGCCUUGGCCAAUGUCAGCGCCAUGGACGCUGCAACCACCAUCAAGUACAUAAUGAACGAAAACUGUGUCAGUGAGAUUCUGAAGACAAUACAAAGACGCAACGACAUAUCCGUGUAUGUCUUGGAACAAGUGGCUUCUUUGAUAGCCAACGUUUCAGCCAUUGAAGCGACAAGAAGCGCUCUUAUCGAUAUAAGGGCUCCGGUGGCUCUCGUGUGUUUUUUACAAGUGAAAAACGUGGAUGAGACAAUCGAGAAAAGACUGCAGCAGAAGGUGAUGAUCGCUUUGUCUAGACUGUGCGGGGAUCAAAGGGCAGCAGAACAAAUCGUUGAGGUGGGUGGCGUGAACAGAUUGGUGAAAUUGUGUAGGGAGAAAGAUGAUAGGUUCAACAGUGACGCAGUUUUGGUUGCAGCCUUGGCCUCACUUCGAAAGAUAGUGGAAACAUGCGGCAAAGAAGUCAUAAGCAGCCAAGAUUCUCAAGAACUAGUCGAACCCAAGUUGCUGGACUCCUUCCUGGCCUAUUCCAAUCAGAAUGAAAGCUAUGUCUGAUAUCAAACUAAUCUCAAGCAGCUCAAGUACAGCAGACUGAUCCAUUACAGAUUCUUGUUGAAGUGGAUGGCUUUAACAUGCGAAUGAACGCUGGUACUUGAGAAUAAUCAUCAAUUGAAGUACUAACUAUAUAUUUUCGGACUGUUUAGCACAUAAGCCAUGUACUUUUUGUGAUCCAAAUAAUUUGAUGUAUUCUUGCGUAACCACGUGGGAAUUUAGACGAUAUAUUGAAUUUACAAUUGCCAUUUACAUUUUUCCAUCAUAAAAUGGUGCCUACUUAUAGUAAUUACGAAAAUAAUGAAUGAAUUGACUUCUUCGAAUUGUUUGAACUUAUACGUAUAUAUCGCGAGAAAUGAGCAUGAGUGUUUUUGUUUAAGUAUUUUAUUUUUGUUAUGUAUAUUUAUAUUUUAUUUAUUUUGUAGUUAUGUUUUAAUAACUCAAUAAAAAAUUUAUUUGA
Coccinella septempunctata (seven-spotted ladybird) is the source of this 2859-nucleotide messenger RNA. RefSeq names its product protein inscuteable homolog (gene insc). Gene Ontology annotation, molecular function: cytoskeletal adaptor activity. NCBI's taxonomy places the organism in Eukaryota, Metazoa, Arthropoda, Insecta, Coleoptera, Coccinellidae. The transcript is spliced from 5 exons. The coding region runs from base 144 to 2402 and encodes 752 amino acids. The record is from RefSeq and is a predicted model, not a curated record. Gene Ontology annotation, biological process: asymmetric cell division; apical protein localization; establishment of mitotic spindle orientation. Gene Ontology annotation, cellular component: apical cortex.